Molecule: messenger RNA, 1665 nt
Organism: Caenorhabditis briggsae
Lineage: Eukaryota; Metazoa; Nematoda; Chromadorea; Rhabditida; Rhabditidae
Gene: Cbr-cat-1
Product: Protein CBR-CAT-1
Exons: 11
Coding region: 1-1665 (554 amino acids)
Biological process (GO): transmembrane transport; aminergic neurotransmitter loading into synaptic vesicle
Cellular component (GO): terminal bouton; synaptic vesicle membrane
Molecular function (GO): serotonin:sodium:chloride symporter activity
Source: RefSeq, a predicted model, not a curated record
AUGUCGUACCUUCUUGAUCUUAUAAGUUCCUAUAGGAACAAUAGGAAAAUUCUGCUUCUUAUCGUUUAUAUUGCCCUAUUCCUUGAUAAUAUGCUACUCACAACAGUUGUACCUAUUAUCCCUGAAUACCUACUCCGCAUGGAACAUCCAAAUGAAACCGAUAUUUUAUUCAGUCAGGAUAACCAGAAGCGUGUUAAAAGACAGUGGGAAGACGAUGAUAGUUGGGAUGUCCCACUUAAGCUUGGAAACAAUGCAAAAAUAGACUGGGAAGAGAACCCGAUUGGACCAGUUGGACGCAGUGAGGACAAUCGGAAGGAGUCUCGCAGAAAGAAUUUGAAAAGCACGAACCGUGAAUACGAUGACCGACGAAAGUACAUGAACCCAGCUGCCCAGAAACCUCCGAUGAAUAAAGACGAACCGCCGAAACGAAUAAUUAACGAAGAAGAGAGACACAAACUACUGGCCAGUGAAAAUGUUCAUGUGGGAUUUAUGUUUGGUUCGAAGGCUUUGGUUCAGCUUCUUGUCAAUCCAUGGAUCGGUCCUCUGACUAAUAGAAUUGGUUAUACUCUUCCAAUGUUUGGAGGUUUCGUUAUCAUGUUCUGCUCAACAAUUAUUUUUGCUUUUGGGGAAUCAUAUUUUACACUUUGGCUGGCUCGAGCUCUUCAGGGUGUUGGAUCAGCGUGCACUAGUACAUCAGGAAUGGGAAUGUUGGCUCAGGCUUAUCCGGACGAUUUGGAAAGAGGAAGCGCAAUGGGUAUUGCUUUGGGAGGUUUGGCUCUCGGAGUUUUGGUUGGACCACCUUACGGAGGACUUUUGUACCAGUGGAGUGGAAAAGAACUCCCAUUUGUUUUACUCGCUCUUUUGGCGCUGUUUGAUGGAUCAAUUCAAUUCAUGGUUCUUCAACCAAAAAUUGAUCGUGGUGAGCCAGAAGGAUCAACCAUCAAGCAAUUGGCUAAGGACCCGUACAUCAUUGUUGCUGCUGGCGCCAUCACUAUCGGAAAUCUUGGAAUCGCUAUGUUGGAGCCUUCAUUGCCACUCUGGAUGAUGGAAUCAUGGGGAGCAAACUCAUUGGAGAGAGGAGCUGCUUUCUUGCCAGCUUCUAUUUCUUAUUUGAUUGGAACUAACAUUUUCGGACCAUUGGCUCAUCGUAUUGGAAGAUGGCUAUCCUCCUUCAUCGGACUUGUUGUAAUUGGUUUCAGUCUUCUUUCAAUUCCAUCCGCCACCUCUGUUGCGGGCCUCAUUAUCCCUCACGGCCUUCUCGGAUUCUCCAUCGGUAUGAUUGAUGCGUCCAUGUUCCCGCUCAUGGGUUACCUCGUUGAUAUCCGUCACGUCGGUGUCUAUGGAUCGAUCUACGCCAUCGCCGAUGCCGCCUUUUGUUUUGCCUUUGCCCUUGGACCCUUCUUCUCCGGGCCACUUGUCAAGAGUCUUGGAUUCCCAACAAUGAUGUACAUCAUUGCCAUCAUUAGUUUCCUCUACGCUCCGCUGAUGUUCCUCCUCAAAAAUCCACCAGUCUUGAUCGAGCCAACCACCCAAACUCAACCAGUGGAGCUCCGUCCAAAUGGAGAAACCCGAGUAACCAAUGAGAAUUACGAGAGAAUCGAGGGAAUGAAUAUUGCUGGACAAUUGCAACAAAACAAUAUGUACUCUGCUACCAGCGCAUUCUAG